AACGAGACGAAAAAAAUCUGCGCUUGAGUUAAAAAAACAUCCUAACAUUACAUGGUUUCUUUUUGCACGGGGGGGAUAAUCUCGGUGAAAGGAAGAUGUGUGAGGAGGAGAGGGCCAGCACCUCUGGGCAGCCCGAGAAGGCCGGGCUCUAUAUUCAGACCAGCCCUGGAACUAAACAAGAACCUUCAACUACGCAGAGUUAUGUUUUGCCAUCGCAAAAUAAACAGCCUCCAAAGAGCUCAAAUACAGGAACUGAUGUGGAUCCGGAAUACGAAGAGAAAAUGAAAAUGGACCGAACCAAAAGGUUUGAAUUCCUUUUAAAACAGACUGAGCUUUUUGCACAUUUUAUCCAGCCAGCUGCUCAGAAAGCUCCAUCAUCUCCACUAAAGUUAAAACUGGGAAGACCUCGAACAAAAUUGGAUGAAAAACAAUCACUGCUUUCAGUUGGAGACAAUCGUCAUCGACGUACUGAACAGGAGGAAGAUGAAGAACUGCUUUCCGAGAGCAAAAAGGCAUCGAAUGUGUGUGUUCGAUUUGAAGAGUCACCAUCUUAUGUGAAAUCAGGAACCCUUAGAGAUUAUCAAAUCCGAGGACUGAAUUGGAUGAUUUCUCUUUAUGAAAAUGGAAUUAAUGGUAUUCUUGCUGAUGAAAUGGGUCUUGGUAAGACACUACAGACCAUUGCAUUGCUUGGCUACCUAAAACACUACAGGAAUAUACCUGGGCCACACAUGGUUUUGGUGCCAAAGUCCACAUUGCACAAUUGGAUAAAAGAAUUCAAACGCUGGGUUCCAUCACUCCGUGCAGUUUGCCUUAUUGGAGACAAAGAUCAAAGGGCUGCCUUUAUUCGGGAUAUUAUGAUGCCAGGAGAAUGGGAUGUCUGUGUUACAUCAUAUGAAAUGGUCAUAAAGGAAAAAUCUGUGUUCAAGAAGUUUAACUGGAGAUACUUGGUAAUCGAUGAAGCUCAUAGAAUUAAGAACGAAAAGUCCAAGCUGUCUGAAAUUGUUCGAGAGUUUAAAUCAACAAAUCGACUGCUACUGACUGGAACACCCUUACAGAAUAAUCUUCAUGAAUUGUGGGCUUUACUUAACUUUCUGUUGCCUGAUGUGUUCAAUUCUGCAGAUGACUUUGACUCUUGGUUUGACACGAACAACUGUCUGGGUGAUCAGCAAUUAGUGGAACGUCUACAUGCUGUGCUCCGACCAUUCUUGCUUCGGAGAAUUAAAGCAGAGGUCGAAAAAAGUUUGCCUCCUAAAAAGGAAAUCAAGAUCUAUGUUGGCCUUAGUAAAAUGCAGAGAGAAUGGUAUACAAAGAUUUUAAUGAAGGAUAUAGAUAUUCUAAACUCUGCUGGAAAAAUGGACAAAAUGCGCCUAUUGAACAUCUUGAUGCAGCUGCGGAAGUGCUGUAACCACCCAUACCUCUUUGAUGGUGCCGAGCCUGGCCCUCCUUACACUACAGAUACUCAUCUGGUUUCCAAUUGUGGCAAGAUGGUGGUUCUGGAUAAACUGCUGCCGAAACUAAAAGAACAAAAUUCCAGAGUCCUCAUUUUCAGCCAGAUGACCCGUUUGAUGGAUAUUCUUGAAGAUUACUGUAUGUGGCGUGGCUAUGACUACUGUCGUCUUGAUGGGCAAACUCAGCAUGAAGAAAGAGAGCGAGCAAUAGAUUCUUUCAAUGCUGUCAACAGUACAAAGUUCAUAUUCAUGCUGAGUACCAGAGCUGGUGGCCUGGGUAUCAACCUAGCAACUGCAGAUGUCGUUAUUUUGUACGAUUCAGAUUGGAAUCCACAGGUGGAUUUGCAAGCUAUGGAUCGUGCUCAUCGUAUUGGUCAGAAAAAGACCGUUCGGGUGUUUCGGCUUCUCACUGAUAACACAGUAGAAGAGCGGAUUGUGGAAAGGGCUGAGAUGAAGCUGCGACUUGACUCUAUUGUAAUUCAGCAAGGGAGGCUAAUUGACCAACAGACCAACAAACUAGGCAAGGAUGAAAUGCUGCAAAUGAUUCGUCAUGGUGCUACCCAUGUGUUUGCCACCAAAGACAGUGAGCUAACGGAUGAGGACAUUGACACUAUACUGGAGAGAGGAGAAAAGAAGACAGCUGAACUGAAAGAACGUUUACAAAAUCUUGGUGAGAGUUCCCUUCGAUCAUUUACAAUGGAAACAGAAAGUUUAUAUAGUUUUGAAGGAGAGGAUUAUAGAGGAAAACAGAAGAUUGGUUUGACAGAAUGGAUUGAACCACCCAAACGAGAACGAAAAGCCAAUUAUGCAGUGGAUGCAUAUUUCCGGGAGGCUUUACGUGUCAGUGAGCCGAGAGCCCCAAAGGCACCUCGACCUCCAAAACAGCCAAGUAUUCAAGAUUUCCAGUUUUUCCCACCACGCCUAUUUGAACUUUUGGAGAAAGAAAUCCUUUCCUACAGAAAAAGCAUAGGCUACAAGGUCCCCAGAAAUCCUGACCUACAUAAUGCAGCGCAGGUACAGAAAGAAGAACAGCGGAAGAUCGACGACGCACAGCCUCUGAAUCAGAAGGAAACUGAAGAAAAAGAGAAGCUCCUAACACAGGGCUUCACAACUUGGAACAAACGAGACUUCAACCAGUUCAUCAAAGCCAACGAGAAAUACGGCCGGGAUGACAUUGAUAAUAUUGCUCGUGAAGUUGAAGGAAAGACGCCUGAAGAGGUCAUUGAGUACUCGGCUGUUUUCUGGGAGCGUUGUAAUGAACUGCAGGACAUUGAGAAGAUCAUGGCCCAAAUUGAGCGUGGAGAGUCAAGGAUCCAACGACGGAUUAGCAUAAAGAAGGCCUUAGAUGCAAAGAUGGCAAGGUAUAAAGCUCCUUUCCAUCAACUGCGUAUUCAAUAUGGAACUAACAAAGGAAAGAAUUACACAGAGGAGGAAGACCGCUUCCUGAUCUGUAUGCUGCACAAGAUGGGCUUUGAUAAAGAAAAUGUGUACGAGGAGCUGCGGCAGUGUGUGCGCAAUGCACCACAGUUUAGGUUCGACUGGUUUAUCAAGUCCAGAACUGCAAUGGAACUUCAGAGGCGAUGCAAUACGUUGAUAUCACUGAUAGAGAAAGAAAACUCAGAACUUGAAGAAAAGGAACGCGCUGAGAAGAAACGGCGAGGACCAAAAAUGGGAACGGCACAGAAGAGAAAGGCAGAGCCAACUCCAGAAACCUCUGGACGAAAAGAUUGGAAAAAAAUGAAGAAUUAAAUCAACUAUUCAAAUGAAGACUGCAUCUUGGUUAACACUAUCGUUUCUUUUUGUUGCUUUUCUCCCUUGUAUAUUCAUUAGAAAAAUAGAUGGUGCAGUUUCAAAAAUCUCAAAGAAUUUUGAAUACAUUCUCAAAGUGCAUUUGGAACACAGGAUUACUUUUGUGUGAUACAGUGAAUGCUUCUUUUCUUCUUUCGGUCUGCUUCAUUCCAAUAUUUUAUGUCCUGUCCUGCAGUUGUACGUACAGUGAACUACUUGUAUUUAAUUGAUUGCAUGCAUUUUAAUAUAUUGGCUGUUUUAAGGUAAAACCUAGGGAUCCUGUGUUUUUUGUACAUGAGUGGAAAUUGAAGCAAAUAUGGGAUUCCAAGUAUCUCAGCAAGGUAUUUGUCAGGAUCUGAGCGGGUUUUCCAAAACGAGCACCAUUUUUUAAAAAAAUAAUAACUUGUUUCUUGGAU
Messenger RNA from Pristis pectinata (smalltooth sawfish), 3652 nucleotides. It is a transcript of the gene smarca1, whose product is annotated as SWI/SNF related, matrix associated, actin dependent regulator of chromatin, subfamily a, member 1. Gene Ontology annotation, molecular function: ATP binding; nucleosome binding; ATP hydrolysis activity. NCBI's taxonomy places the organism in Eukaryota, Metazoa, Chordata, Chondrichthyes, Rhinopristiformes, Pristidae. Bases 96 to 3197 code for a protein of 1033 amino acids. Gene Ontology annotation, biological process: regulation of transcription by RNA polymerase II; nucleosome organization. The record is from RefSeq and is a predicted model, not a curated record. Gene Ontology annotation, cellular component: nucleus; chromatin. The transcript is spliced from 25 exons.